Recurvomyces mirabilis is the source of this 1746-nucleotide messenger RNA. RefSeq lists its product as uncharacterized. Gene Ontology annotation, molecular function: heme binding; catalase activity. Gene Ontology annotation, cellular component: peroxisome; mitochondrion; cytoplasm. Gene Ontology annotation, biological process: hydrogen peroxide catabolic process; response to hydrogen peroxide. Bases 1 to 1746 code for a protein of 581 amino acids. NCBI's taxonomy places the organism in Eukaryota, Fungi, Ascomycota, Dothideomycetes, Mycosphaerellales, Teratosphaeriaceae. The transcript is spliced from 3 exons. The record is from RefSeq and is a predicted model, not a curated record.
AUGGAGACCAUGAAAGCUGUUUCGAGGAACAUGGGCGCUGGAGAGCCGCGAGGCAACAGGAUGUCGCACAUGAUGUCUGCGAACGAGGGCCCAAUGGAUAUCAUCGCCAAGGUGUCGGGGCAGCGCAAAGAUGGCAUUCGUGAGGACGAUGGUCCAUAUUUCACCAACAAUGAAGGUAUUCCAUUGCCAGAUCCGGAGCACAGCAAGACUAUCGGCGGCAUUCCAAUCGCCAGCGAUGUUCAUCUCUUCCAGAAGCAGCAGCACUUCAACCGCUCCAAGAAUCUUGAGCGAAUGGUACACCCUUGCGGCUCAGGAGCUUUUGGUUACUUCGAGUCGACUGCCGAUGUCUCUGAUAUGACAAAGGCCGAUUUCCUGCAGCGUGUGGGCGAGAAGACACCCAUCUUCAUCCGCUUCAGCACAGUCACUCUUGGCCGUGAAUUCCCAGACGAGGCUCGAAACCCGCGCGGAUUCGCAAUCAAGUUCUACACUCGCGAGGGCAACUAUGAUCUGGUUGGCCUGAACUUCCCAGUCUUUUUCUGUCGUGAUCCUAUUCAGGGACCAGAUGUUAUUCGAUCUCAGGCUCGGAACCCAAAGAAUUUCUUGCUUGACUACGAUGCGACCUUUGACUUGCUCGGGUGCACACCAGAAGGCAAUCAUGCGGGUCUCAUGUUCUUCUCGGACCACGGCACUCCCGAUGGCUGGAUCAACGAGCACGGAUAUGGUUGCCACACUUUCAAGUGGGUCAACAAGGAGGGCAACUUCGUCUACAUCAAGUACCACUUCAUUGCCGAACACGGCCAGAAGCAGCUCACUGAGCCAGAGGCCAUUCGUAUCUCUGGGGAGGACCCUGACUACUCAAAGAGGCAGCUGUGGGACGCGAUCGAGGGAGGCCAGGAGAUCAAGUGGACUGCAAAGGUGCAGAUCAUGAAGCCAGAAGAAGCUGACCCAGAGAAGCUUGGCUUCGAUCCCUUCGAUGUCACCAAGGUGUGGCCAAGAAGUCAAUUCCCAAUGCACGAGUUCGGGCGUCUUGUGCUCAACAAGAACCCGGAGAACUACCAUCGUGAUGUCGAGCAAGCCGCUUUCUCGCCAGGAAGCAUGCCACCAGGCAUUGAGGACUCCCCAGACCCGCUCCUGCAGUUCCGUAUGUUCUUCUACCGCGAUGCUCAGUACCACCGCAUCGGUGUCAAUCUCCACCAGGUCCCGACCAAUUGUCCCUUCAUGGCGAACUCCCUCUCAUCAAUCAACUUCGACGGCGCCAUGCGAGUCGACGGCAACCACUCUGGCAACAAGCAGUACACGCCCAACUCAUUCGCUGACCCGAAGAAGUUCCGCGACGAUGUUGCUGAGGCUCCAUACAAGGUUUCUGACAAUGUCGUCAGCCGCAAGAGCCAUUACUACCACGAGGGCAAGCUCAGCGAGUACGAUCAGCCGCGUGAGCUAUAUCAGCGUGUGAUGGACGAACAGGCACGCAAGAACUUGCACCACAAUACCGCUAAGAUGUUGUCCCACGUCAACUACCCUAUCAUCCAGAAGCAAUAUCUGGCACAGAUUUACAAUAUCGCACCGGAGUAUGCGCGCGGUGUGUUCGAUUUGACCAAGUUCAAGCACAACCAGCCGUUUGAGUUCAGUGAGGUUGAGACCAUGAGUAAGGAUGCGCCGACCUUUUUCAAGAACCCGAAGUUCCGACCGGAUCCUACGAAUCGCCUCACCGGCUUUGCACCAGAGAAGCCUUUCUACCAUGUUUAG